GACAAUGUCAUCUUCAUCUUCAUCUGAAACUAUAUGUUGUAUACUUUAACCCAUACCAUGAUAAAUGAAUCCCUCGACCUUUCGGAUUCAACGGGUGAUGUUGAGGAAAUCUACCUAAUAAUUCCGACCACAACUUUUUAAAUCUCUCGCCAAAAGCUCGACAAACAAAACUAGACCUAUGGUUCAGACUUACCGUUGGCAAUUAACGAAUCAAAUUUAAUUGGUUCGAUUAUGUGGUGUUGAAUACUUAUGCAUAGAACCACACCUCCCUCGGCUCCUAAUGAGCCUUUGAAAGAAACAAUUGUGUCAAUAAUGCCAGUGAAUGGUUACACAUCACCUGCACUCCCUCCAAUCGACACCUCAAAUUCCCCAUUCUCUGCAGACUUAUAUCACCAUACGCCCGUCAGGGGUUCCAAGCCUUCUUAUAAGCCACUGGAUAUUGAUAGAGAGGAGAUUCGCCUGCUUAUUCUUCCAUGUGCCGGCUCCAGUGGCCAGAACUACGAAUUCAUUCAUGUUUCUCUACUCACCAAUGUUAAAUAUGAGGCAUUGUCUUAUGCAUGGGGUGAUCUGCCUGCAAACAAAACAAUCAAGAUUGAUAAGACAGACUACUACGUGCGAGACAAUUUAUUUGCAGCACUAGAAGCUCUUCGUUUGCGGAGUCGGCGGCGUUAUCUAUGGGUGGAUGCUGUAUGCAUCAAUCAAGAGGACUUCGAUGAGCGAAAUGCGCAAGUUGCACUUAUGAGUCAAAUAUAUGCCCAAGCAGAUGAAGUUGUUGUGUGGUUGGGGAAAGCUGGAAGAGAUUACUGGGGCGCAAUGACUUUGCUAGACAGUCUAGGCAAUCCCGCAACGUCUGCGAAAGAGCUAUCGAGAUCCAUAACAGAACAUGCAGCUGUUUCUCAUGUAAAGUUUUGGAAUGAAUUGUCUAUGCUGUGCCACAGGCCAUAUUGGCAAAGACUUUGGAUUAUACAAGAGUUAGUCCUCGCUUCAAAAAUCAAAGCUCACUGCUCAUCACUAAUCUUUGAUUGGGAGCGCCUAGAUUGGGUAUUUCGACGAAUGAAUACUAUUCAAGAAACAUCCACAAACUUAUAUGUUGGUACAUCGUUAGCUGGAGGCGGCGAUAAAGGAUACUUUAGCUUGCUUCAGACACUGGAAGCUAUACGAAAUAGUGUACCCUCUCGAUUAUCCAAGAGGAGACAAGAGAUCAAGGAACGAAUCCCACUGCUAGAUCUUUUUCUGACCCACAGUGAAGCAUUAUGCUCCGAUCAAAGGGAUAGGUUUUUUGGCUUGUAUAGCCUUGCGAAGGAUUGCUGCACCAAGGCCACGCCUGCAGAUUAUAGACAAACUUUUUUCGAAACUAUAUCUAUGGUUACUCUGCAUCAUUUCCGUCGCCACACCGAUAAACUUGACGUUCUUCAGAAAUAUGAACACUUCCGACAGACUCUUGCGAGAACGAUGCCCGAUUCAAUUCAUAUCGUGCAAGAUUUCCUUGAUCAUAACCCAGAUGCUUUGGAAGGUCAAGAGAUCAUGAAAGCAGUUGGAAACGUUCGAGGAUCCAUUGUGUAUAUUAGCCCACCGCUAAGAGAUUUAAGCUUAACAGACUAUCUUCGAGGUUUAGACUUUCUGGACCUAAAUGCAACUCCACUCAUCGAGGAUCAAUUGCGGUACUUUUUUCAUCAACGCGGCGGUAAAGGAUACUUUCACGAUGACCGACUUCAUAAUAUCGAUGAUAUUUGCAAUUAUGGGAGUCGCGAGAAAUGCUCAUUCUCAGCUUUUUUUUUGAACGCUGCCCCAAAAGUUGAAGAUAUCGAACGCCGGACUUCUGAUGUAUUAAGCCCGCGUCAAAAGUCGCUGCCACCUGGAAAGAGAGAUCGCAUAGUGAAUCAACUAAUGUUCUCGUUUAAUCAAACCCUCCACGAAGCAAAAUGGAAGGCAGAGCAAUCUAGCAAUACUACACAAGUCAGGUUGUUCUUGGAAGAGAAUGGGAUGAUAGGAUACGUAUCAAAUAAUGCACAAGUUGGCGAUCUUAUUGUUCAGUUCCGCGCUACAAGCACUGCUGUAGUCAUGAGAAAGGAUGGAGAUCAAGGUAACAUUGUCGGAAGAGUAUGCGAUUUCCUCGAUCGCCGUUCAAAACAUGGAAAGUCACGUCCUUUUGUAUGCCAAGAUCAAGAUAUCGACGAGAAUGGAUUUGAUGUGCCACCUCAAUUAAUAUGUUUACGCAUGAAACUUUCAGCCUUGCGAAUGUUGGCCAAUGGAAAUCCAAUGUAUAAUUGAACAACCACCCUCGAUAUUUGGGACAUGCAUUCUUGAGCCAUGACUCGAAGUUUGGAUCGGGUUAGAGUGAACAAAUUUAUCUCUCCAAAUUUUACACUCAAUUUGGGAAUCUCAAAAUUGUUCCUCCAUGUGGCUCGAGGGACCAAGCAACGCUUCAAAUAAUUCACAGAAUAGACGGGCAGGCAUUUUGAGUGUCUUCUUUUCUGGGAUCUACGGAUGGCACCCCGUGGGUCCUGUUAGAUAACGAAAUAUACGAAGCAGAAUUUCAAAGAAAGUUAACGAGAGAAAACCCAUCGCGGGAUUUUACUACAUCCUACUACAUCUUGAAAUUACGCUAAAAAUCCUCGACUUCAACCUUUAUGGGAACCUUCGAAGCUCAGAAGAGUUGAUAUCAUGAACCUCUUCGGUACUCUGCGGGCUCCUUAAGCUUUUUUCGUUAAUAUUCGAUUGAGCUCGUGUUCCAUCUCCAGACUGAACUCGCGUCACUCAUGAUCGAUAGUACCUUUGGUCCAAAAUAGACACUCAUCUGGUCGCCAGUGCCGCCUUCGCAUUUUCGGGGUUCCCGCGUCUUAUUGCGUAUUACUCAUCAAUGAGGCGAGGUAUCUUGUCAUAUAAGGCAUUCAAAUGGAAUUUCGUUCAAUUUAGCUUCAAGUAGUUACUCUGUAAAGCUUCCCACAGACUGUUUUUCUUUUCAAUAUCUUGAUUCUUGAUAAAACAUGAGCAAAGAGGAAGAAGUUUUUAAGACAAUGUGGAUAGCGGACAGCAAUUCUUUGACAACAAGAGCGAUGUAUGUCUUUGAAUUUCCUCAACUUUAACAACAAGCCUUAAAUUGACUUGUUCUGCUAAGAAAUGUUUGUCAUUGGAUUUUAUCGCCCUCAAUUUUUAGCGGAUUAGACAAUUUUGAAUCUUCCGAUGCGUCUGCGUACUUGCACAACGCGCAGAACAAGAUUAGUGAGAUGGAAGACCAGUUGUAUGCAGCUACUAUCGUUAUCACUGGAUGAAAGUCAAAAUGUAUUCCGGAAGUAAAAUUCCGAAACUUCAGGAAGUCACCACGUGAAGUCCACGAUAUGACUAGGGAAUAUACUUUACCGAGCCCGCGCCUACGCCUGGUAACUCACGCAAGUAUAUCUAUCCACCAUUCUUUUCUCUGGAAAAACGACCAAUAAAAAGGCUAGACAGGAUAGGAGCUUGGAUUUUGUCCCGGGCGAUAGUACGAGUAGCAUAUGAUGUAUAGUCCCUACAUUGAGGAUGUAGGCUCGUGCAUGAUCUUUUUGGUCAAGAGCUAUUGGUUGGAUAAUAAGGUACAAUACGAUACCAGGUAAUAAUAUGGAUCUUAAUGAUAUAUUCACAAACUUUAAUA
Botrytis cinerea B05.10 is the source of this 3631-nucleotide messenger RNA. RefSeq lists its product as hypothetical. Lineage: Eukaryota; Fungi; Ascomycota; Leotiomycetes; Helotiales; Sclerotiniaceae. Bases 250 to 2271 code for a protein of 673 amino acids. The record is from RefSeq and is a predicted model, not a curated record. The transcript has a single exon.